AUGUCAGACGCUCUGCUUAAACUUUUGAAAGGAGAAACUCUUACAUUUUAUGACAUUGAAUCCAUUGAUCCAAUGCUAUUCCAGAAUUUAUCCAAAUUACAAACAAUGUCAAAUAAGGUACACGAAAUUAACAACUCGAAGGAUCUCUCAAAGCAAGAAAAAGAAAACGCUCUAACUAUGAUCUAUUUUGGUGAUGAUGGAAAAACUAAACUGGAGGAUUUAUGUUUGAGUUUUACUGUCAUUGGCACAGAUAUUGAGCUUGUGGACAAGGGUUCAGAAAAAGAAGUGACACUGCAUAAUUUAGAUGAAUACUUGAGGUUGCUCACUAAUUACAUGAUACAUGAUGGCGUUGUACAACAGGUGGAGCAUAUUAAGAAAGGUUUUAAUGUAGUCAUGGGGGAGAAAAGUAUUGAAAAGUUAAAAGUUUUUAACAUCAAAGAAUUGAGCGACAUAUUUGUAGGCUCGGAUGAGGAAUGGACAGAGCAGUUAUUGAUAGAAGCAACAAAAUGUGAUCAUGGCUACACUCACAAUUCUAGAGUUGUGAAAUAUUUGUUUAAGGUAUUGCUGCAAAUGACUCCAUCAGAAAAGCGAGACUUUUUAAGAUUUAUCACCGGCGCACCUCGUUUACCUUGUGGAGGCAUUCUUAGCUUGAGACCCAAGCUAACCAUUGUAUUGAAGAAAGCUGAGGGCGGUAAAUCUGCAGACAUGUAUUUGCCAUCGGUCAUGACAUGUACCAAUUAUUUGAAGUUACCUGAAUACUCUUCAGAAUCCAUUCUCAAGGAACAACUCUACAAAGCAAUUCAAGAAGGGCAGAAUGCUUUCCAUUUGAGUUAA
Molecule: messenger RNA, 834 nt
Organism: Naegleria lovaniensis
Lineage: Eukaryota; Heterolobosea; Eutetramitea; Acrasida; Naegleriidae
Exons: 1
Coding region: 1-834 (277 amino acids)
Biological process (GO): proteasome-mediated ubiquitin-dependent protein catabolic process; protein polyubiquitination
Molecular function (GO): ubiquitin protein ligase activity
Source: RefSeq, a predicted model, not a curated record